AUGGAGAUUGAUGAAAUAGUAAAAAUUGGAAUCACCUCGAAGUACAUGGAGUCCAUUGUAAAAGCCUGUUGUAUUCGAAUCAGACAUCGUUUGGUUUCUCUCGACGGGGAAUUCUCGUCUAUUAAUUUGUAUUACCCGAGAGUGAUACUUUUCUGUUGUACCAAGGCUUUCAAUCAUCCCAAUGCACCAAAAUUGACAAAGGAGGAUUUGAAACCUUGGCUGUCCGAGACAUCGACAAUCCUCGAAAAUACACGUCUACUAUUUACUCGAAUUUACAAUUUGUUCCAAUGUGGCCCGUACACAUUGAUAAUAAACCCAUCUACUCAGAAUGCAAGGGAGGUUCUGAAAAUUCCAGAAUUUCGAAACUUUACGGUUCUGUUUUUGAGUGCGCAACGUUUUAAGAAAAAACAGUUGGAUGAUGUGAUGGAAUUUGAGAGAGACGAUCAAGAUUUGCGUAUAAUUAAGGGUGUCAUUCCAGAAGAUUAUUAUCAUCCAAAUCUCUUCAAGUUCACUGAUGUCCAUUAUUGCGAUGCUCGUUGGAUCCGUCUGGAACAUCUUCUUUCGAUUAAGAACAACUUUAUGAUUACACUCGGAAUGAACAAUUUAACCAUCUCUGACAUCAACACAUUUCUUCAUCACUGGAUGAAUUCGGAAUAUGAAUUAUUCAAAUUUAUAAGCAUAGAUAUUGAAAAAGGACCAUCAAUUCCUCUCGAUGUUUUGUUUCGUGGGAUUACUGUAUUAAGAGGGUAUCGGUUUGGAAAAUGGCGCAGACUAAUCUCAGUCAGUUCACCUAAGACUCGAAAUCGGCAAAUAAUGAGUAUAGUUUGGACAGAUUCGCGUAUUGACAUGAGUACCUGGUCUAUUCAUGAACGUCCCAAACAAGGGGAUCGUGAUGAUGAACCGUAUGUUCCAGAGUUCAAAGUUCUACAAUUGCUGAAACAGAGAAGAGUUUUGAAUUUGAAAUUGAAGAGAGUGGAAGAAUUUUCUCCAGAAAAACAGGAACUCAUAAAAAAGAUUGAUGACAGAAACAAUCAACUUCAAUUGAGAGGAGUGGAAUUUAAUAACGGCUGGCCUGUUCUACGCGGUGUUGAUGCAUCAGUCAGAGUGCUGGCCUGA
Messenger RNA from Caenorhabditis remanei, 1116 nucleotides. RefSeq lists its product as uncharacterized. Lineage: Eukaryota; Metazoa; Nematoda; Chromadorea; Rhabditida; Rhabditidae. The record is from RefSeq and is a predicted model, not a curated record. The coding region runs from base 1 to 1116 and encodes 371 amino acids. The transcript has 5 exons.